CGCACAUCAAGCGGCUCUCUCGCGAUCCACUAGUUUUUAGACUACACAUAGAAUGUAUAUCGAAAGGACAUUGAAUGUUGUGAUAUAGUGAAUAGAUACGCAGUGUGUGUGUGAUGUACAAGUGGAGUGGAUAUUCUAGAUAUUAUCUUUGUAAAUUCGUAUGCAAAUACGCACUGAUAUAAAGUACAAAGCUAUCAAAUACAAAAUCAAUGUGUAUAACUACAUAUGUGGAUUCAAUGGUCGUGGACGUGCACCAUAGAACUGUUCAAUUGAAGUGUUAAAAUUGCCCACUUAACAUCGUUUUAAGGUUAUACACUUAAGUGUGCUGAGAAAAAGUCGAUAAAUAUACAAAUGGGUGUAUGUGCAUUAGGGUGGACCGUAACGUUAUUGGCCACUUGGCACAGUGUUUAGACUCCACUUCGCUUUCAACAUUCUAACAUAUCUAGUUAGAUAGUUAGAUUUGUGAAAAAAAAGCACCCAUAAAUACGUACAUCAUAGAGGUCCGCUCCAUUGUGCAUACAAGAGCUAUGUGCGAUCGAAUGUCGAUGAAUAAACAAUAAUUAACAAUAGCCAAAUAGCGAGUGAGCGCAUAAACAAGCAGGUGUUUGAAAAUGUGAUUGCCCCAAAACACGAGAAUUGUCGUAUGCAAUAAAAACAAAAUAAAAAAACAAGAGAAAACAAGAAAAAGGAACAACUAUUUUCCCUCAUCCGGAAAAAUCAGAGCUACCGGCGUGAGUCUGAGGCAAAAGCUUGGUGAGCGAUGAUCGGGCGCGUCAGUGGUCACACCGCUGCCAAAUGCGCCAGUCCUAGAAUGAGGAACCAUGAAUCUCUUUGGCCAUGACCAUCUGAGCGGAUUUCGACGCAUUGAUCGGCUAGGAGACCACCACCGCCAGACACCGUGGGCCGAUCAGGAAUCCUUUCAUCUCAAGGACGCCUUUCUAUGGAAUUGGCAUAAGGGCUCCAGAGUUAGUACAGCAAAUGAUUGGCUGCAAAUACAAAUCGGUGGCCCGCAGGAUGUGAAAAAGAAAAGGCCAAAGGGCCAGAAUCGCAUCAAGUCCACCAAAUACACACUUAUCACAUUCCUGCCACAAAAUCUACUGGAGCAAUUUCGCCGCAUUGCGAAUUUCUACUUCCUGGUGAUGACAAUUAUAUCACUUUUAAUUGAUAGUCCAGUGUCGCCGAUGACCUCACUUUUACCUCUAGUAUUUGUAAUUGCUGUGACCGCUGCUAAGCAAGGAUAUGAAGAUAUCCUGCGAUAUAGAACUGAUAACGUGGUCAAUUCUUCGCCAGUUACUGUCAUCCGCGAUGGCAAGGAGGCGAUAAUCAAGUCGCAGGACGUGAUACCCGGCGAACUGAUCGUCGUGGAGCGAGACUGUGAUGUGCCAUGCGAUCUGGUGCUGCUGCGUUCCACCGAUCCGCAUGGCAAGUGCUUCAUCACCACGGCGAACCUGGAUGGGGAGUCCAAUCUGAAGACGCUGAUGGUGCCGCGUGAUCUGCCCACCGUCGAUCUGCCGGAGAUGCACAAGCUGGGCAUGAUCGAGUGCGAGAGUCCCACCACCGAUUUGUAUAGCUUCAAUGGCAAGAUCGAGCUGAAGGGCGGCGAUGGCCGUGUGCUGCCCCUGUCCGCCGAGAAUGUCCUGCUCCGCGGAUCGCGGGUGAAGAACACGGAGUGCGUCAUCGGUUGCGCCGUCUACACGGGCAUGAUCUCCAAGCUGCAGCUGAACAGCCGGCUCACCCGGAACAAGAACGCCUCCAGCGAGACGUACAUCAAUCGCUUCCUGAUCGUCAUUCUACUCGCCCUGAUCGCCAUCGUCACCCUGCUGUACUUCCUCAAGAGGUACAACGAACUAUUUGUGAUACCCAAGCUGACCUAUCUGGGGGAUGCGACGGAUAGCUACAGUGUGAAGCAGUUCCUGCAGGACUACCUGUCAUUCCUCAUCCUCUUCAACUACCUGAUACCCAUCUCCCUCUACGUGACCAUCGAGCUGCAGCGCGUCAUCGGCAGCUGGUUCAUGGAGUGGGACCUUGAGCUCUACGAGAAUGAGACCGAUCAGCCGUGCGUGGUCAACACCUCCAAUCUGAACGAGGAGCUGGGCCAGAUCAAUAUACUGUUCUCGGAUAAGACGGGCACGCUGACCAAGAACGAGAUGAACUUUCAGCAGUGCUCCAUAAAUGGCAGCAAGUUCCACUUCAAGAAGACGCGGCUGGAGGAUGAGGAGACCAAGGCGCUUCUGGACAUCAAUAGGUUUUCCGUAAGUCUUUUUUCACACCCUAUAAUUUCGAUGCCUUUUCUAAAUGUGACCAAUGACACCUUGCAGGCCAGUCAGCGUGUGUUCUUCCAGGCCCUGUCCAUAUGCCACACUGUUCAGGUCGCCUCCGGAUCUCUGGAGGAGGCGGAUGCGGGCACAGCCAAGCGUGAGCCGGUGACGGCCAUCAAGUCGGGUCCGCCGGAGAUGUACUCCAUUUCGGACAUCACCGAGGAGAGCCACAAUGCUAGUCAGCAGAGCGAGCUAAAUGUGAGCCACACCAUCGAUAAUUCGGUGUCGGCGCAUCCCAAUGGCGUCGGUUCAACGAUCACUUCAUCCGAUGUUAAUCCCCUGUUGGUUUCCGACGACGGCUAUGGCGUGGAGCGUCGCAAGCGUCCGGUGGUGGUCAAGAGGAGUCCCAACUUUGCGCGCUCCAAUCGGAUGCACAAUGCUGCCGCCAGCGACCAGAAUGUCAGCCAAACGGACCUGAAUGUGGCCACCAACGGUGUGGCGGAUGCCACACCCAACUUUCGACCCAUUUCGCUGCAAUUCCGACGCUCCACCUCGGAGAAGGAUCUGCAGCAGUCGUGGGAAGCGCCCAAUGGCCAGGCGCCGGGUCACCGAAGGGCCCACUCCUAUGGCGCACCCAAUGCCUACCUCACCAGCCCGGUCACCGCCAGCACUCCGCCCGCCAGCGUGCUCUUCCGCUCACCGAGCACCACCUCCCGGGAAUCCUACGCAGCGCCCACCUUCACCCGACAGCCCACCAUUCUGGUGCGGGCUGAAUCCCAGCGCCGGAAGAACGAAAUCCGUGAAUUUAUCUUCACCUUGGACUAUCAGGCGUCCAGUCCGGAUGAGAAGGCCUUGGUGGAGGCGUGUGCCAACUUGGGCAUGGUCUACACCGGCGACGAUGACGAGACACUCCGUGUGCGCAUUGUACCGCCGCACAUGGACUACAAGCGACCGUUUGGGAAGCCCAAGGAAGAGACCUUCCAGCGGCUCCAUGUGCUGGAGUUCACGUCGGAUCGCAAGCGCAUGAGCGUGAUUGUCCGGGAUACGGAGGGCAGGCGAUGGAUCUACACCAAGGGUGCCGAGAGCUAUGUCUUUCCACUGUGCGCCAACAGCUCAGCGGAUCUGGUCACGAAGACGGAUGCGCACAUCAGUGAUUUCGCUCGACUGGGAUUACGUACACUGGCCAUUGCCAGGCGGCUGAUUGGCGAGGAGGAGUACCAGGACUUCCUCGUGGAGCUGGCACAGGCGAACAGCUCCCUCGAGAAUCGAAAGCAGCUCAGCGAGGAGUGUUAUGCCAAAAUCGAAAGCAAUCUGGAUUUGCUGGGUGCGACAGCGGUGGAGGAUGCCCUGCAGGACGACGUGGCCGAUACGUUGGUGUCCCUGCAGGCGGCUGGCAUUAAGAUCUGGGUGCUAACGGGCGACAAGGUGGAGACGGCUCUGAAUAUAGCCCUAUCCUGUGGGCACAUACCACCCGAUGCCAAGAAGUACUUCAUUGUGGACUGCAAGAACAGGGAGGAGAUGCUGCUGCACCUGAACGCCCUGGACCGUGAGAUCAUCUUCGGGAUUGGCCAGCAGUGCGCCCUCCUCAUCGACGGCAAGAGUUUGGGCGUGGCCUUGGCCGAGGCCAGCUCGGAGUUCCGGGAUGUGGCUGUCAAGUGUACGGCGGUGCUGUGCUGCCGCCUCAGUCCGCUGCAGAAGAGCGAGGUGGUGUCACUGAUCAAGUCCUCCAAUGAGAACUACAAUACGGCCUCCAUUGGCGAUGGCGCCAAUGAUGUGUCCAUGAUCCAGGAGGCCCAUGUGGGCAUUGGCAUCAUGGGACGCGAGGGCAGACAGGCGGCGAGAUGCGCGGACUUUGCCUUUGCCAAGUUUUGCAUGCUCAAGCGACUGCUCCUCGUCCAUGGACACUAUCACAGUGUCCGAUUGUCGCUGCUGGUGCUGUACUUCUUCUACAAGAACAUCGUCUUCAUGGGCAUCAUGUUCCUGUUCCAGUUCCACACACUGUUCUCCUCGUCCUCCGUCUACGAUUCGCUGUUCCUCACCCUGUACAAUGUGAUAUACACCUCGCUGCCCAUUCUGUUCAUCGCCAUCUCCGAGAAGCCAUACACCGAGGAGAAGUUGAUGAGAACACCACAGCUGUACAAGAAGAACACGGACAACAAGCAACUCCACUGGCCGUACUUCCUCAUGUGGGUGCUGUUUGCCAUCUACCACAGCGUCAUCAUAUUCUACUUCGCCUUCUGCCUCUUCUCCUACAACAACGUGAUCCUGAACUAUGGCCAGACGGUGGCCUUCUCCUGCUUCGGCACCCUGCUCAUGUGGACGGUGGUGGUGGUCGUCAAUCUCAAGCUGUGGCUCGAGUCCAUGUACCUGUCCUUCUGGUACAUCUUCACCAUUAUCAUAUCCAUUGUGGGCUUCAUAGUCACAACGGUUAUCUACAACGUAAUCAAUCUGGACUAUGACACGGACAUCUACUGGGCGUACAACAAUCUGUUGGCCUCACUGCCCGUCUGGCUGUGGAUCACAUUGACCUGUGUGGCCUGCCUGGUGCCCGACUAUACCAUCCGAAUGCUCCAGCGGGCGCUCAACAUCAAGAGUUUCAGCAUUUUUCCCGGAAAACAACGACAACUUAAGAUGCGCCAAAAGUUCGAGUCCACAUACUUGUAAUCGACCAAGCGAUAGGCUAUAGUUUUUAUACCCCUAAUUUAUUUAUUUCCCUAUGUAU
Messenger RNA from Drosophila santomea, 4980 nucleotides. Its product is annotated as phospholipid-transporting ATPase IF. Gene Ontology annotation, biological process: phospholipid translocation. Gene Ontology annotation, cellular component: plasma membrane; trans-Golgi network; endoplasmic reticulum. Gene Ontology annotation, molecular function: magnesium ion binding; ATP binding; ATPase-coupled intramembrane lipid carrier activity. Lineage: Eukaryota; Metazoa; Arthropoda; Insecta; Diptera; Drosophilidae. Bases 822 to 4922 code for a protein of 1366 amino acids. The transcript has 9 exons. The record is from RefSeq and is a predicted model, not a curated record.